Pelagomonas calceolata is the source of this 515-nucleotide messenger RNA. Lineage: Eukaryota; Pelagophyceae; Pelagomonadales; Pelagomonadaceae. The record is from the annotation of a GenBank genome assembly.
GCCUUGCCAAGCCUGUUGAGCAGCCAAGGUUGAGCAGCCCUGGCCUGCAGGGCAGCAGCAGCAGACCUGCAGCAACGCAGCGCCUCACCAGGCCUUCGCAUACCAUCGCUGGUCGCCUUCGCUUUGCGGCAUUCGUACGAGCAGCCAUGCGCCUCCUCACGCACAACAUGCUGGUCUCCAAUGCGAAAGGGGUCAGCGAGGCCGAGGGCUACCCUCUUGCCUUAGAAGUGACGGAGCAUCGACGCGAGGAGACGGAGUUUGAUGUCGAGACGACGCGCAAGACCAUGGAGACCGUGAAAUACGACGCGCUGCGCGGCGCGGCGCGGGCCGUCGCCAUCGACCUGCCUGAGGUGUAUGAUGGGGACGACGCGGAUUUAUUGAGGAAAGUGCACGAGGCGCUCUGCGACGUUCAUGUAAUAGAGGGCUGCCUCGUCUGCCCAAAGAGCGGCCGCCGGUUCCCGAUCAACAACGGCAUCCCGAAUCUGUUGCUGCACGAGGACGAGCUGUAAUAUGUU